Molecule: messenger RNA, 6681 nt
Organism: Cygnus olor (mute swan)
Lineage: Eukaryota; Metazoa; Chordata; Aves; Anseriformes; Anatidae
Gene: STOX2
Product: storkhead box 2
Exons: 8
Coding region: 1196-3820 (874 amino acids)
Biological process (GO): positive regulation of transcription by RNA polymerase II
Cellular component (GO): cytoplasm; nucleus
Molecular function (GO): DNA-binding transcription activator activity, RNA polymerase II-specific; RNA polymerase II transcription regulatory region sequence-specific DNA binding
Source: RefSeq, a predicted model, not a curated record
UCAUGGGGCCUGAUCCUUUGUUACAUACUUGUGCAAUUCUGUUGAUGUUAACUGAGUUGUUACUAGUUUAUUUUAGCAUGAGAGCAAAAGGAAGGUCCUUCAGCCCAUUUCUGGCCAACAGGAGAAUAGUUUCUUCAGACAGAAAGGCAGGCAACAAAUUGAACUUCACUAGGUGACCCUCGAAAGGAUCAGCACUGUGUAAUCGUCCAUUCGUUAGUGGUGGUGGUGUGAAAGCGGUGGGCUUAGCCUGGUCCUGCAUGCACCUGGAGGCUGGUGAUCUCCUCGCUAAGGGACCAGAGCGCUUGGUGCUCGGGUGGAGGUGAAGAUGAAGACUCCGGGGUACUUUUGUCAAAGUUAUGUAGGUUAGGGAAGGGGCAGAACUGGAGCCUCAAGUGGCUCUUGCUGAGUCGUGUAAGCAAUUCUGAACCCGGGGUAAGGAGCCAGAUUUUGUGGUAAGGUGCCACGCCUUGCUAGAUCAUGCUACAGUGUGACAUCAGAAUUUACCAUUCUCUCUUACGCUGAGCUGUCUUUUGCCACCAUCUCCUUGUGGCAGCCUCUCCCUUUGAUUUUACCAGUGGUUUGGAGGGCAGGGAGUUGGACCAGAGCCUGACACUUAGGAGAAGCAAGAGUAAUUCUACGUCUGGAAGCGGGCGGCUGUUGCUGUGGAGAAUGCUGUGAUAUCACAGGGCCAGCACUGACUUCACUGCUGUUGGAAAGAGAUGUCCUGCUCUCUGGAGGACGCGGGGGAGAUGCUAAGUACUUCUGGUGUUCAGCUAGCACUUCCUAAGGAGCAAUACCUGGCGAAUAGAGAGCCAGGCAGAAGAGGAGUGACACUGCAGAAUCCUGAGGCGCUGCAGUGGAGAGGUGCUUUGCUAAGACUGUCCUGUGGCACUGAUCUCUACAGUAGUCAGCUUCCACAGUGAUAUAAAGCCCCAAUGUGCACAGUGUUGUUACAUCACAGCUAUUCUGGAUACUGUACUGGAGCACGGAACCAGACCAUAGGGGUUCAGGAUAAGCAAGCAACACCACAAAAAUCUCCUCAACUGAAUCCUCUCUGGGAAAGUUCCGUGCUCCAGCAGAAACUUUUUGUGAUUGCAGUCAUAACACGUGCUGGGAUAUCACUUUGGAUCAGGAGGCAGCUGGCCACAGGACAUGAACCGAGAAAAGGAAAUCUGUAUCACAGAAAAUACACAGGAUGAAUGCAUGUGAUGUAUCACCAAUCAGCAUGUCUCCCAUCAGUCAGUCACAGUUUAUUCCACUUGGGGAAAUCCUUUGCCUGGCCAUCUCAGCAAUGAACUCUGCCCGAAAACAAGUCACACAAGAAGCACUAAUGGAGCACCUAACAACCUGCUUCCCAGGAGUUCCAACACCCAGUCCAGAAAUCCUUCGACAUACCUUGAAUAUGCUUGUACGGGAGAGGAAAAUAUACCCAACUCCGGAUGGUUAUUUCAUUGUAACCCCGCAGACUUACUUUAUAACACCAUCUCUCAUAAGAACUAACAGUAAAUGGUACCAUUUGGACGAGAGGAUACCUGACAGGUCUCAAUGUACCUCUCCGCAACAAGGAACUAUAACUCCCUCCACCUCGGGAUGCGUCAGGGAUCGAACACUACCCAAAAACCACUGCGACUCCUGCCAUUGUUGCAGAGAGGACAUGCACAGCAUGCAUGCAUCUACCCUACAGAGGAAAUCAGCAAAAGACUGUAAAGACUCAUACUGUCCUCCUUCGUUAUGUCAGGUCCCACCUACUGAGAAAAGUAAAAGUACUGUCAAUUUUUCUUAUAAAGCAGAGACGCUCACAAAGCCCAAGGAUGUAGAAAAGCAGUCUAAGAAAUUUGGACUCAAAUUAUUCCGAUUAAGUUUUAAGAAGGACAAGACAAAACAGUUGGCGAAUUUCUCUGCCCAGUUUCCUCCAGAGGAGUGGCCGCUAAGGGACGAGGACACCCCUACCACUAUACCUAGAGAAGUAGAAAUGGAGAUUAUCAGGCGCAUUAACCCAGACUUGACUGUGGAAAAUGUCAUGAGGCACACUGCACUAAUGAAGAAACUUGAAGAAGAAAAGGCUCAACGAAGCAAAGCAGGAUCUUCAGCUCACCACAGUGGACGAAGUAAAAAAAGUAGGAAUCACAGAAAGUCUCAUGGGAAGUCGAGGUCACACAGCAAGACUCGGGUGUCCAAAGGAGAUCCAUCAGAUGGCUCUCAUUUGGAUAUCCCUGCCGAAAGGGAGUAUGACUUCUACGAUCCCUUGACUCGAUCCCCACGGGAAGGCUGUUUUAUAAUAGAACACAAGGGAGAUAAUUUUAUAAUGCACAGCAAUCCUAACAUGAUUGAAUCUCACUUUCCCAUGACACCAGAAUGGGACGUGUCUGGGGAGCUGGCCAAAAGAAGAACUGAAAUGCCUUUUCCUGAACCUUCCAGGGGAAGCUCCCACUCCAAGGUCCACCGGAGCCACAGCCAUACGCAGGAUAGACGAUCAAGGAAUGAGCGGUCCAGUAAGGCUAAAGAAAGGUCUAGAUCCAUGGAUAACUCCAAAGGACCUCUGGGUUCAGCUACUUUAGGCACACCUGAAGACAUAGGUGAAGGCUGUAGCCCAGAUGACCAAACGACUAGCCAAACUUACAUUGACGAUAGUACCUUACGGCCGUCUCAGUCACUCAGUCAUCAAAGGGCUCUGAUUUCAGCCGCAGGCUACAAAGAGACUUGCAUCCCUGAAAUAGCCAGUGGCAGUGUAGAAACCCCCAGUUCGUGUAGCCUGUUGGAACAAAACAAGCCUACGGAGAACUUGCCGUCGUACAGCGAGCUCAACUCCUGCACAACAAAAUCUGCAGUCGAUGACUAUUUCCAGUGCAACACGUCCAGCGAGACCGUGCUUACCGCUCCGUCACCGCUGGGAAAGAAUAAGGAGGAUCAUGACACGCUGACAGGGACAGACGGGCUCAAAAAAAUGGCUCCCUCAGAAAGACAGUCUCAGCAUGUUGUCAGGGAGCCCGGGGUGCACAAAGAGGAGUCCCCGAAGGGCCCGAGCAGUGGCUCAGCAGUAGCUGGCCAGACUCCAGAGGUGAUGGCGAACGGGCGGCUGGUCCAACACCACAGCGCUGAGUCAAGCAGCCUGGAUAAAAGGAAAGAAAUAUUUAGCAAGGAUACCCUCUUUAAACCUCUGCACAACACUCUUUCUGUGAAUAGUUACCAUAAGUCUAGCACACCCCUGCUCAAGCCCCACCAGAAGACCCCCUCUGACACGUUGCCGGUCCGAUGCGAGAAGCUGGAGCAAGCGAUAGUCAGCUCGGUCACGCAGGCCAUGCCUGGGUCACAGAGGCAGCAGGAGACGACUGGGAACCAGGAGGCCUCCUUCGACUACUACAACGUGUCCGACGACGACGACUCGGAGGAGGGGACCAACAAAAACGCUGAGGAAGAGAAGAACAGGGAUGACGUGGGCACCAUGCAGUGGCUCCUAGAGCGAGAAAAGGAGCGGGACCUGCAGCGGAAGUUUGAGAAGAAUCUCACUCUGCUCGCCCCGAAGGAAACGGAAAGCAGCAACAACCAGCGAGCCACCCACUCGGCCCGCCUGGACAGCAUGGACAGCAGCAGCAUUACUGUGGACAGCGGGUUCAACUCCCCACGUACUCGUGAGAGCCUGGCAUCCAACACUUCGAGUAUUGUUGAAAGCAACAGACGUCAGAACCCCGCUCUGAGUCCUGCACACGGUGGUGCAGGCCCAACCUUCAACUUCCGAGCCACCGCAGACCCGCCGACAAGCGAAGCUGAGAAACUGCAGAAACCAGCUAACUGCCUGCAAGCUUCUGUCACUAGUGUCUGAUAGUCAUCCUGCCUCAGAAUUUCUGUCUCAUCCUAUACAGUAAAGUUUACGACACUGGGACUGAUGUUUACAUCUUCGGGGAAAAAAAAAAAAAAAGCAUCUCAACCACAGUUUUAGUGUUUACUUAAACUGUGCUGCUAUGUAGACUAGGGGCAACAAAGAAAUCUUUAUUUCAAGGUAUUGCUUUUCACAUUUGCGGCUCUGUAGCAACAGAAUAGCAGUAGGGAUAAUAUGUACACUUUUUGCUUCACUUAAUUGUAACUGAGCACAUAUAUGAAAGUCUAGACACUGUAAGUGUAAUCUGCAUUUUCAAUGUCCAUGCAGUUGCCAACUUCAUUUAAAAUAAAAUGCCACAGAUGUGUGAUGCCCCCGGUCAGAAGCUAAACUCUGCUGCAGAGUUGUUCUACUUCAAAAAUUGAGCCACUGCUGAAAGUAACCAGCCAGGAUCACCAUGAGGAAAAAUGAUGCCAAACGUGACAAGUGGUGACCUCAGCUCUAUCUGUGAAUUAUUAGUACCAAUCAGUCAUUUUCACUGUGUGUUUUUGGGACACAAUUUUGCAAAAUACCUGUUUAAGUGAGUAAAAAGAGGUCUUUCUUUUAGAGUACGGAGGGUGGGUAGGGAGGCAGCUUCCCCUUUCGUGUUUCAAAAGUAUGAGAGAUGUUUAUGUACUGAAACUUGCUACUUGACCUUCCAGAGUCAGAAAUGAGGAGGUAGAGGGGGGAAUGGGGAGGGAAGGGAAAGUUAUAACUGUCACGGAGCCGCAACGUGGAGUGACACAAAAUAUAGGGAAUAUCUUCAGUAUAAAUCAAGUAUUUAAGAAAGAUAAUCUAAUUCUUGUGUCACUUCUGGUAUUGCAACUCGCCAUCAAUAUAGGAAUCAGAAUAACUAAUUUCUUUGAACAAAAAUAUUCUUUGUGAUAUAAAUGACAAGUAUGGCCUGAAGAAUUGAUUUCUUUCUAGUGGAAGGACAUAAAUCUAUUUUAUGUAGCUUAUUAAAUAGAGUGCCUAAAUUAGGCUAUUAAAAAUAGCAUACAUUGUAGUGAUUAUCAGAGAACAAAAUUUAGAGAAUUAUAAACUUCUGGCCUUUUUAUUCAGUGGAUGUUAUUUGCAAUUUAGCAUUUUAUGGACACGUCUAGUUUCUAGAAAUUAAAUGUGUCCAUUUGGUUGGCAGUAGAAAUCUGAAUUCUGUAGGUAUGGUAUAUCCUAAUUGCUCUCCCCUAAACUGUUGCUCCAAAGUAAUUAAUACUAUGCUAAUUACUGCAGAGUGACUUCUAAGAAUAGUUGAACUUAAAGAGUAAUUUUUAGGUAUAGGGUCACAUUCUACUCUGUUACUCAUGCAACCUGGUAGUGCAACAAACUGACUUCAAAAUUAAUUCUAUCUUUAUUUUUUAUCAGAACAGACAAAUUGGUGGAAGAAUAACAAAGAUAUUAAAAUAUUCAAUAGUCCAAACUGUUGAAUACAAAAGGGACAUUUACACUGUCUAGCUCUUGUAGUACACAGGUGUUAAACCCAACUGUACAUAUUUAAAACCAGUGUUUUCAUCAGGUUCUGGUGACAUGUAUUACUCUGUACACAGCGUCAUUUGAGCUUCACUCAUGUUCUAUAUUGUCAUCAGAAGUCUUCACUGAAGGUUCAGCCUUAUGUUACGCAGUUGGAUAAAGUUCAUUUACUUAUAAAAAUGGCUUUCUAACUCUGGACACAAUCAGUUUCUAAUUCCGUCAAGGACAUCUAUAGUACCCAGUAAAUGCACAGGUCUGUUUUCCUUGGUUUCAAUGUAUAAAUUCCAUUUCAUGGGAGCAAUAAGACCUUUCAGUGCACAUAAAGGAAAUUAUUGUGCUUUUGGUUGGUUAUCAAAGUCACUUGGCCUUUAGCCUUCUGCCUUAUCAUACCUUCCAAGAUGUGCUCUAAUUACCAUAUAAUGCUUUGCAUGACGCAUCUUAUUACUCAGUAUGUAACUCCAGCCGUACUUAUUCCAUGCGAACUGUAGAGUCAGAGUUUUUGUGGGGAAUUGUCAUAUACUAUGCAGUGGCUGACUGUGAUUUUGUUUUCUGAGACAGCUCUGACAUCAGUAGUAUGUAUCGAUUCAGUAAAUAAAAAUGUCUAAACUUAAAAUAUAUAUAUAUAUAUAUAUAGCUGAUGAUCUGAAGUACUAAUGGCAGUAUUAAAAUGUGAACAGCAAAAACAAAUUUCACCUUUUGGAGAAAUGUUUGUUUGUCAUAAGCUAAUCAGAACUUAUGCAGGCAGCUGGUUGUACAGAAGACAUAAUUCCAACAAAAUAUGACAAUACAUACCUACAAACUGUUUAGUAUGUAAUUUCCUAAAGUUCCCAGAGACCAGCAGACAACAUAAAUGUCAUAUUAAUGUUGACAUGGCAUUGUACCAAUAUUAAUGUGACUCUUGGAAUAUGGAAUGUAAACAGAAGUUUCAAAUAGAAACGUUCUAAUCUUGAAUUCUUUUUUUUUUUUUUUCUUUUAAAAUCAACAAUGGAAUAUAAGGAAAUUCCAUCUUGAGGUUCUGGUAACAAAACCACGAGAGUGGAGCUUGAGUGCUUUAUGUCACCCUAAUCCUUUGAUGAAAUCAUAGCCUUGUAUUACAUGGUUGCUUAUCUGUCAUUCUUCUUCUAAUGUAUCAAUUUAAAGGUUUACAGAGUUAGAUUAGGUUGAAUCUGUGUUGUGUUCAACUGUAAAGGGUCAACACAAAUCUGUCGGCAUUUUGCACACUUAAUAUGUAUUAUUAUAAUACAACAUGUUACUUUUAUGGUAAUUUUUUUUACACAUAUAACUACCUCCAUGAAUUUGAUGAAAUGCAGCAACAUAAAAAGUGUAUUGUACAAAGCAAGGUUAAAAACUUUGAAGCAUUA